AAAAUGUCUUGAAGUCCAUAGCUCUCGCAAGAUUAAUUCUGAUGUCUAAAUUAUGCUAUUCUCAUCUAAGUUAUCCGUUUUACUGUUAGGCACUCGUUUGGACACACGUCUCACCAAGGAGGGACGACAACAUGGCAGCCUCCUUGCAUCUGGGUCGUCAAGGAAUUUUAUUUGGCCUUAGAUGUUCUAAUUUUAGUAAAUGUUUAUGGGCCACAAAUACAUGGCAGGAGCAUGUCAGACACGUCUUUCGGUCACCAUGGUUCCUCGGUGUCACUCCACUCAAAGUGCAAAUGCCCGCUCUUUCCCCUACCAUGGAGGUGGGAAACAUAGUCAAAUGGCUGAAGAAGGAAGGUGAGGCGGUGUCAGCAGGCGAUGCCCUUUGCGAGAUUGAGACUGACAAAGCUGUUGUCACCAUGGAAUCGAGUGAUGAUGGUAUCUUGGCAAAGAUCUUGAUGGAGGAGGGCAGUCAUAAUGUGCGCCUGGGCACUCCCAUUGCCCUCAUGGUAGAGGAGGGGCAGGACUGGAAGCAGGUUGAGAUCCCCCCGCCAGAUGCUGCACCUCCAACUGUUACACAGGUGGCGGCUGCUCCAGUUGCGCACUCUGCUGCUCCCUCUUCACCUCCUCCACCAAAACCACACACAUCAGGACUGUUACGUCUGAGUCCAGCAGCAAGACACAUCCUGGACACCCAUGGUGUAGACCCAAAACUAGCCACACCCACUGGCCCAAGAGGACUUAUUACCAAGGAAGAUGCAUUGAGACUUUUGAAGACAUCUCCUGCACCUAAAGCGAUCCCAGCCAUGGCUGCUCCAGCUGCCCCUAGUCCUGCCCCCACCCUCGCAGCUACACCUCCACCCCCAGGAGGCAGACCCAACGUACCUCCUCUCUCUGUACCAGGAAAACCACGAGUAUUGGGCACUUUCACAGAGAUCCCAGCCUCAAAUGUCCGCCAUGUCAUUGCUCAAAGACUAACACAAUCGAAGACCACCAUCCCCCAUGCGUAUGCCUCUGUCGACUGUGACAUGGCUGCCAUCAUGCAGCUCUGCAAAGAUUUAGCCAAAGAGCAGAUUAAAGUGUCUAUUAAUGACUUCAUUAUCAAGGCUGCUGCUGUUACACUUAAAGAAAUGCCAGAAGUGAAUGUGACCUGGGCUGAUGAUGGACCUUGUGCACUCCAUUCAAUCCACAUUGCAAUUGCAGUAGCGACGGAUAAAGGCCUCAUUACUCCUGUCAUCAAGGAUGCUGCUAACAAAGGACUCAAGGAGAUCUCAGCUAAUGCUAAGGCAUUGGCCCAAAAGGCUCGAGAAGGGAAACUUCUACCUGAAGAGUACCAGGGAGGUUCAUUCAGUAUAUCUAACCUAGGGAUGUUCGGUAUCACUGGCUUCAGCGCUGUGAUCAACCCUCCUCAGGCAUGUAUCCUUGCCGUCGGGACCUCCAGGGCUGAGCUGCGAUUGUGCGAGGAUGACCAAGCCCUGCGCACUCAGCAGCUGAUGACAGUCACUCUGUCCAGCGAUGGCCGGCUCGUUGAUGAUGAAUUAGCAUCGCGGUUUCUUGAUAAAUUCCGCACCAACUUAGAACAACCGCAUCGCAUGGCCCUAGCUUGAAAAACAAGAAAAAUAGGUGAAUGAAAGGGAUUGCAAAGUGAAAGCAGAAAAUACCUGCUUGACAGUGCCUGUCUCAUGCUUUCACAAACAGAGAGAGAGUAGAUAUCAGUUUGUGCUUGGAUUAAUACUGACAAAGUAGGCUUGUGCAUAGUGUAAACUUGAGGUUGUGGCUUGCUUCUUACAGAUAAUCACCAGGCUUUAUGAUGGAGGCAUUAAAGUGGGAUUUUCUGCUAGAGUGGCAGAGGACUUUGGUGAUGCCAAGGCAGAGAAUGCAUUAUGCAUUGCAGGGUACAUGUAGUGCAAU
Monopterus albus (swamp eel) is the source of this 1905-nucleotide messenger RNA. RefSeq names its product pyruvate dehydrogenase complex component X (gene pdhx). Gene Ontology annotation, biological process: pyruvate decarboxylation to acetyl-CoA. The record is from RefSeq and is a predicted model, not a curated record. The transcript has 11 exons. Gene Ontology annotation, molecular function: acyltransferase activity. Gene Ontology annotation, cellular component: mitochondrion; pyruvate dehydrogenase complex. Lineage: Eukaryota; Metazoa; Chordata; Actinopteri; Synbranchiformes; Synbranchidae. Bases 132 to 1601 code for a protein of 489 amino acids.